UAGGACCUAGAGCUGUCAACUGACAUGGCGCUUUCUCCGUAGUAACCGGGUAGGCUGGACCGCGCCGCGUCAGGACCGGAGCAAAUAAUACUAAAGCUGCAAACCUGGAAGUGUGUUUGAUGACACUGAUCUCAGAACAUUUUUUUGUGUGUGAAAGAGAAAAAAAAAACCUCGGAAGUGACGUCGCGGCCCAACAAGCCCGAGCCUGCGGGCCUGUGCGGACUCGGGCGGCGCGCGGGAAGGCCGGGCUCGCUCUCUGCCGUCGCCGGUGGCCGCGAGGCCGCCCUGGCCCGCCCUGCGCGCCUCCCUUCCGCGACCCCAGCAUCCGCCGGCCGCCUCCGAGCGAGCUUCCUCCUCCGGCCACACCGGGGAACAGGUGGCCGGUGGCGACAGGGCACACUUCCCAUCUGCAGGUCCCCACUUGAGCGAGCUCCUGCUGGGGACGCCGGGACACCUGUCGCCGGUUUUUUAAUAUCCAAAUUAAAGAAGACACUGGAUAAAGAUUUUAUAAAUCAAGAAAUAAAACAGAAAUGUUUUAAUUAUUGAAACCAUAGUCAAAAUCAUGGCUUCAUCAGCAAAUCUGGACCUUGGAGCCCAGCUGAUAGUGGAGGAGUGUCCCAGCAGUUAUAGUCUGCCUGGCAUGCCAGACAUUAAGAUAGAACAUCCACUGGACCUGAAUUCAGAAGAAGGAUCUUCUCAAGGGGUUGCCAUGGAAAUGAAAUUCAUUCUGCCCAAUCGAUUUGAUAUGAAUGUGUGUUCUCGAUUUGUGAAGUCCCUGAAUGAAGAAGACAGUAAAAAUAUUCAAGAUCAGGUUAACUCUGACCUGGAGGUGGCAUCUGUCCUAUUUAAAGCUGAAUGCAAUAUCCAUACUUCUCCUUCUCCUGGAAUCCAAGUAAGACAUGUCUACACUCCCUCUACAACAAAGCAUUUCUCACCCAUUAAACAGUCAACUACUUUAACCAACAAACACAGAGGAAAUGAGGUAUCUACCACGCCUCUUUUAGCAAACUCUCUGUCUGUGCACCAGUUGGCAGCUCAGGGAGAGAUGCUUUAUCUGGCUACUCGGAUUGAACAAGAAAAUGUUAUCAAUCACACGGAUGAAGAAGGAUUUACUCCUCUGAUGUGGGCUGCAGCACACGGGCAAAUAGCUGUGGUAGAGUUUCUACUUCAGAAUGGUGCUGAUCCCCAACUUUUAGGAAAAGGUCGAGAAAGUGCGCUGUCCUUGGCAUGUAGUAAAGGCUACACAGACAUUGUCAAAAUGCUGCUCGAUUGUGGAGUUGAUGUAAAUGAGUAUGACUGGAAUGGAGGGACACCUUUGCUUUAUGCUGUACACGGAAACCAUGUGAAAUGUGUAAAAAUGCUCUUAGAAAAUGGUGCAGACCCAACAAUUGAAACUGACUCUGGGUAUAAUUCUAUGGAUUUAGCUGUAGCCUUGGGCUACAGAAGUGUUCAACAGGUUAUUGAGUCACAUUUGCUGAAACUACUUCAGAAUAUUAAGGAAUGACCCAGUCCUCAGAAAUGCUGUCGGCCCUUCUGCUCCCUUCUUGGUCUUUAUAAAUGAUAGUUUUGUUUACUUAUAAAUUUUUACCUCAGUUGCAAUACUUUCUGAUUUUUUAGUAAGUUUUUAUUCCUCUUGGUAAUUCACUGGUUUAUUAAAAAAUUAAUGGCAAUUUUUUAUAAAUGUGUUUUAUUGUAUAUUUAAAGUUAUAAAUUAAUGUUUUAUGGCAUGUAAAUUUUUAUUGUACAGAUAGUUAUCUGUCUUUGUACAAUCUCUGUAAUUCGACACUUUCAUAUAUGUUCUGCCCUGCUCAGCCUUACUCUUGUAUUUCCAUUGAGUCUAUGUAGGAUUGGUUAUAAAUCCAUAGGGAAAAAAGUGUUACUGUUGAAUUAAAAAGUGCACAGUGUACUUGUUUACAAAAUGAUGUUAUAAAUAAAGCUUUGUCAGUUUGCA
Messenger RNA from Dipodomys spectabilis (banner-tailed kangaroo rat), 1951 nucleotides. It is a transcript of the gene Ankra2, whose product is annotated as ankyrin repeat family A member 2. Bases 563 to 1504 code for a protein of 313 amino acids. Gene Ontology annotation, molecular function: protein binding. NCBI's taxonomy places the organism in Eukaryota, Metazoa, Chordata, Mammalia, Rodentia, Heteromyidae. The record is from RefSeq and is a predicted model, not a curated record. Gene Ontology annotation, biological process: regulation of gene expression. Gene Ontology annotation, cellular component: nucleus. The transcript has 9 exons.